Molecule: messenger RNA, 3774 nt
Organism: Penicillium alfredii
Lineage: Eukaryota; Fungi; Ascomycota; Eurotiomycetes; Eurotiales; Aspergillaceae
Product: putative SH3 domain protein (Cyk3)
Exons: 1
Coding region: 1-3774 (1257 amino acids)
Molecular function (GO): protein binding
Source: RefSeq, a predicted model, not a curated record
AUGGCUCCCGCUGCGCCUCAGCUGCCAUUGCGUUUCCCAUGUUGGUGUCGGGCAGUUUAUUCCUGGGGAGGAGAGACCACGCGGGAUUUGGGCUUCGUUGAGGGGGACUUGAUCGAAUGCUUGAAUGCGGGGGACGGGCAAUGGUGGAUGGGGCGCCUGCGCCGUGAUAGGCGCGCCGUCGGGCUCUUCCCAUCCAACUUUGUUGAGCUUCUCGGCGAGGACUUUGUCCCUGUGAGCCGGGAGUCAAGCCCCAUGGUUCAAGCGGGCUCUAAUCCCAUCAACAACCCUACAUCCGCCCCCAAAAAACAGAAGACCGUCUUUCGGAAACCUUUCCAAGCACACAAGGAAGCCCUGUCGCCCUCGUCGGAACUGGCUCGAAGCGGAAGUAACCCUGCCCCGGUGACGAGCUCGAUCCCGCAGACACCUCCACGAGCUGGCAGUACUCCUCGCAGUACGAAACCCCUUCGCACUCAUGCGACCGCAGUCAAAAACCAGGGCUCUUUGUCUCGGCCUUCGUCAGUGUCCUCCCGGCCGUCUUCACGAGGUGUUUCUCCCCGCGCAUCGCAAGAACCAGAAAGACCACCAUCCGCAAUGAUGCCAAAGAACAGCAUCUCAUACUCGCGACCCACUUCUCGAGAACCGUCCCCACUGCAAGUACAAGAGCGUGAAGAAUCCCCUCCACCGCCGCCACCACCACCCCACCGAGUUGCUAUCAGUCGUCCACCAUCGCGCUCUCCCCAGCCGCCGAUGCAUCAUACGGAACGGCCGAUGUACUCCCCGCAACCACCAAUUCACUCGUCUCAGCGCCAAUUGCAUUCGCCGCAGCCGCCAUCGCACUCUCCUCGUCCAUCACGCUCUCCCACGCCAUUGAUGAUGAAUGAUCGCUACGUGACAUUCUCUCGUACCCCAUCGCCAGGAGGACUUUCUGCCCACUCAGGCCAAUCCGAUGUCCAUGGGAAUACACCCUCUCCAUUGCGAGACGCCAUGGAGGAUAUCAUGACCUCACUGGAAGAUAUGGGUCUACGUCGGGAAGCUCCUUCGCCCUCUCCGCCACCGACGUUUAACAACCCCUGGUCAUCAGAUGCCUACUAUAACAUGUCUGAAAGGAACCCACCGCAAGAUCGGCGUCGACCGCUGACCUCGAUGGGCUUUGACGGGAACAAGGUGCAGCCCCACGCUGUGCAGCCCCAUAGGAAUAGUGUUUAUACGCAUGACCACUAUAUGGAUGGCCCACCUCAGCUCAAUAAUUAUGUGCAACGGAUGGAGAGCCGCCUUCGCCAGCUCGAGGACCAAAAUCGUCCGGCCGAUGACGAGGAAGGACCACCAGAGGACGACGAUGGGCCUCCCCCUCCCCCUCCCAAACACGCGACUCAGCAUCUGCGGCAAAAUUCGAUCCCAGCGCAAUAUCCCCACUUGAGAGGUCGCCGGUCCGGUCAGGAUCUCAGAGGAGAUAUACUAAAUCGAUCCUUCACCAACAAGUCCAGUACCACCAAUUCUUCUAGCGGUAUUCAAAGCACCAGCACCAAUGUGACUACCAGUACGGACAAAACCAGCCAGAGUCUGAUGAGCGGUGCCUCUGCUGGGGGUUUUAGCGCGACCAGUGCGGGUAGUUUUGCAAGGCGAAAUGGCGCCUACGAAAGACCGAAUACCGCCAUGGACACCAUUCGUUCUCGAGGCUUUAGUGACGCAGGCAAAAUAGAUCGGCCAGAAACCCCUUUGACGGGCAUUUCCUAUCACUCAAGUCACAACACAUCCCGCCAGGGUGCCUCCUCAGCUAUCCCAUGGACCUCUACUGGACAGGAUGCGGCUGAUUCUAGUGCCGUGUUUGGUGGGCUUUCCACCCCGAAGACCAAAAAGCAGGGUUUCUUCAAGAAGAUCUUUGAGUCGGCGAAAACCGGUGCUGCGAGUGCAAGAAGCAGCAUUUCGGUAGGCCACGGUAGUGGAUCUCAGUCUCCAACAAAAGGCAGUAGAGUCGCCAAUGCAGUCUCGCCGGUUCUUACGCCUCAGUCGACCCGCGACACUGCUCGCGAUAUGGGACUUGGAACUAGUGCCAUUGACUGGGUUCAGGUUCGCCGUGAUGUUAACCGGGCAUCGUCUCCCAGUCGGAAUGAGAGGAUUGAGCGGGCGGAGCGGUGCCAAAUGAUGGAUCACCCAGUCAUUUACGCUGUUGAGGAGCUCUAUGAUACUGCGGAAGGUGAUGAGAGCAUUGAUGGGUUGCCCAUCAGCGAACCCACGAAUUUCAGCUCUGGAAACCUAACCCUUGUCGAUAAAAGUGCGCGCUUUAUCAACAGUCUUCCACCAAUGACCAACCCAAUGAGCCUGGCACAGGGCUAUAUCUGCCGGCCUUAUAAGAGCGACGUGCAACGACUGCGCGCGAUUUUCACAUGGGUUAGUGAAAAGAUCGCCUGGGAAGAACCCGUCGAUGGCCUCGAAGUCGACAUGAAGAGACUCUUGCAGGCCAAACGGGGCACUCCCGAGGAGAUUGCACUUUUGGUCAACGAAAUGUGCGCGGCUGUGGGUUUGGAUGCCGAAAUGAUCCAUGGAUAUCUGAAGGGACCAGGAGACACCCUCGACUUGGAUAGCCUCUCUCGCCCCAAUCACUGGUGGAAUGCGGUCUUGGUUGACGGCGAAUGGCGCAUCAUGGAUUGCGCGUUGGCCAACCCGACGAACCCCCAGAGGAACCGGUUUGUUACCAAUAAUUCGUCUGUGGCGGAGAGUUGGUACUUCCUCGCCCGGCCGCUCGACAUCUGUUACACGCAUGUGCCUUUGCAUCCGGCGCAACAGCACAUCUGUCCUCCGAUUUCACCUGACGUUCUGUUAUCUUUGCCCACCGUGGCACCUCAAUUUUUCAAAUUGAAUGCCCAGUUCCCCGACUAUGACACCAGUCUCGUCCGCAUUGAAGGGCUGGAGGUGAUGCAAAUCUGCCUCGUGGUCCCCGCAGAUGUCGAAUGCGCUGCUGAGGUCGAGGCGCCAGCUUUCGCUUGUGACGCCGAUGGCGAUUUCUUUGAGAGCGGUGACAUUGUACGCAAGCGAGCGUUGGUUCAGCCGGACUGGUUCCGCGGCCAAAAGCGAAUUACCGUCAAAGCAGUCUUGCCGGGUGACGAGGGCCAGGGUAUGUUGAAGGUGUAUGGCGGGAAGAAGGGCCUCAUGCAUUCUAGUCGAGACAUCCCUCAUCCUCUGGCGCUGGCGCUUCCGAUAUUCCACACCGGCGAAAACCCCUCUUACGACUUUGUCCUGCGCCAUCCCACACCGCACGCUCAACGCCAUGAUCUGUACAUCAUGCAGCCCCAAUGCUCCCGGCUGGCAGUCAACAACACCUUUGUUUUCGCUGUCCGACAGCACCCCUCGGCCCCCGUUCCUGUCGGAAAGGAGGAGCCCAGUUCCAACGGGCGUUCCUCGCCGUCCGUCUUCAAUCGUCCCUCCAGUGCCCUGAGUAUGGUGUCGAGCUCUGCGGGCGUAUCAACCGUUUUCAGCGCCUCAAACGAAUUCUCGGCAUCGACCUCGGCCAUCUCAUCUACGAAAUCUGCCUCCGGCCGAGAGAAGCCUGCCAAACUGGCCAUCCAGUCCCCGUCCGGCAAGAUCCUCCGUCUCACUCGCAAGGGCGACCAGAUGGUCAACUCAGAUCAUGGGAACGACUCCGUCACCGAUGCCGCCGCCGAAGGCAGUGUCUGGGAAACCGUGAUCAAAAUCGGCGAACGUGGGACCUGGCGCGGACUGGUGUUGGCCGACCGGGUUGCACGCUGGUGUGUCUUCUGCGAGUGGGAGUGUGUCUGA